This is a messenger RNA of Mesoplodon densirostris (Blainville's beaked whale), 761 nucleotides long. It is a transcript of the gene WFDC3, whose product is annotated as WAP four-disulfide core domain 3. Gene Ontology annotation, biological process: innate immune response; antibacterial humoral response. Gene Ontology annotation, molecular function: peptidase inhibitor activity. The record is from RefSeq and is a predicted model, not a curated record. The transcript has 5 exons. The coding region runs from base 141 to 554 and encodes 137 amino acids. Lineage: Eukaryota; Metazoa; Chordata; Mammalia; Artiodactyla; Ziphiidae. Gene Ontology annotation, cellular component: extracellular region.
UCUAUGUGACAUCAUAGGAGCGCGCUGCCCGCAGGCUACGGAAGCGCGACGCAGCGAGCGGCAGGGUUACCAGGGGAACCGAAUCGCCGCGUCUCGCGGGGUCCCAGACGCUUAGAGGCCCUGUGUGUAGCAUCAUCAUCAUGUCGAGCUGCCUCUUCCUCCUGAAGGCACUUCUUGCUCUUGGGUCCAUGGCAUCCUGGGUGACUGCAGGAGAGCAUGAGUUUGGCGGUGAAUGUCCUGCUGACCCCCUUCCGUGUGAAGAGCUGUGUGAUGGGGAUGCAUCCUGUCCUCAGGGACAUAAGUGCUGCAGCACCGGCUGUGGCCAUGCCUGCCGUGGAGACAUUAAGGGAGGACGGGGUGGUGACUGUCCAAAAAUUUUGGUGGCCCUGUGCGUUGUCAGCUGCAUGGUGGAUGAGAACUGCCCAGCUGGGGAAAAGUGCUGCAAGUCAGGCUGUGGCCAUUUCUGUGUCCCGCCAAUCCUGCCACCCCAGCUGGCCCUGAACCCCAACCAGACCAUCAGGUCUAAUUUUGAAUUAGAGAGCCCGGUGCCCUAGCUGUCCUGAUGUGUCCUGAGUUUCUUUGGUGACUCCAGGGGGCUUGUCCUGGUAACCAGGAGAGGAUGAUGUCCUGGGGCUUGUGACACCCCCAGGGACUUUCAUUGCCCUCUCUGCUCUGUUUCUGUUCUUGCUGCUGUCCUGAGCAUAGGAAACCCAGCCCUGGGCUUCGGCAGUGGGUGUGUGGUGCUUCUUUUCCCCAAUAAA